Messenger RNA from Liolophura sinensis, 4967 nucleotides. Its product is annotated as RNA polymerase-associated protein CTR9 homolog. The transcript has 23 exons. Gene Ontology annotation, biological process: regulation of DNA-templated transcription; transcription elongation by RNA polymerase II. Gene Ontology annotation, cellular component: Cdc73/Paf1 complex. The record is from RefSeq and is a predicted model, not a curated record. Gene Ontology annotation, molecular function: RNA polymerase II complex binding. Bases 9 to 3689 code for a protein of 1226 amino acids. NCBI's taxonomy places the organism in Eukaryota, Metazoa, Mollusca, Polyplacophora, Chitonida, Chitonidae.
GCUGCAACAUGUCGGCAGGAUCGAUUGAGAUCCCCUUGCGGGAUACCGAUGAGGUGAUAGAACUUGACUUGGAUCAGCUCCCGGAUGGAGAAGAGGUUCUUAGUAUCCUGCGCCAGGAGCAGGCUCAGCUCCACAUCUGGGUCAGCCUGGCGCUGGAAUAUUACAAGCAGGGCUAUGUCUCUGACUUUGUCAAACUCCUGGAGGCCUCCCGGGCUGAUGCCAGCCUGGACUACACAAACUUUGAGCGAGAUCAGAUGCGAGCCCUGGACACGUUGGCUGCAUACUACGUCAUGCAGGCCCACAAGGAGAAGAAUAAAGACAAGAAGAGAGAGUUGUUCACUCAGGCCACGCUGCUCUACACCACUGCUGACCGCAUCAUCAUGUAUGACCAGAACCAUCUUCUUGGCCGUGCGUACUUCUGUCUCCUCGAGGGAGACAAGAUGGACCAAGCCGACGCACAGUUCAACUUCGUCCUUAACCAGUCCCCCAACAACAUCCCCUCCUUGCUGGGUAAAGCAUGUAUUGCCUUCAACAAGAAGGACUACAGAGGCGCUCUGGCUUUCUAUAAGAAAGCUUUGAGAACCAACCCAAACUGUCCAGCUUCUGUGCGACUUGGGAUGGGUCACUGCUUCGUCAAACUCAACAAAUUUGAGAAAGCCAGGUUGGCAUUUGAGCGCGCGCUCCAGCUGGAUCCGCAGUGUGUCGGCGCUCUGGUUGGAUUAGCCAUACUGGAGCUGAAUGAGAAGACCCAGGACUCGAUCAAGAAUGGGGUCCAGUUACUCUCCAAGGCGUACACCAUUGACCCUUCCAAUCCCAUGGUUCUAAACCACCUGGCCAACCAUUUCUUCUAUAAGAAGGACUACCAGAAGGUUCAACACCUUGCACUCCAUUCUUUCCAUAACACUGAGAAUGAGGCAAUGAGAGCAGAGAGUUGCUACCAACUAGCCAGAGCUUUUCAUGUACAGAAUGACUACGAUCAGGCGUUUCAGUACUACUACCAGUCUACCCAGUUUGCUUCGGCUAACUUUGUACUGCCACACUUUGGCCUGGGACAGAUGUACAUCUACCGUGGAGACACAGAAAACGCUGCACAGUGUUUUGAGAAGGUGCUGAAGUCUCAACCUGGUAACUAUGAGACUAUGAAAAUUUUGGGCUCCCUGUACGCUAACUCUGAUGAAACAGAGAAGAAAGACACAGCUAAGCAACACCUGAAGAAGGUGACUGAGCAGUUUCCUGAUGAUGUGGAGGCCUGGAUAGAACUGGCUCAGAUCCUGGAGCAGACUGAUGUACAGGGUGCCUUGUCUGCAUAUGGCAAGGCCACAAGGAUCCUGGAGGACAAGGUCCAAGCUGAUGUACCCCCAGAGAUACUCAAUAAUGUGGCAGCUUUGCACUUUAGGCUUGGCAAUUACCAGGAAGCAAAGAAGUACUACGAGGCUUCUCUAGAUCGCUCCCGUAACGAGGCCCAGCAUGAUGAGCCGUACUACAGCGCCAUCUCGGUCACCAUCACCUACAACCUCGCCAGGCUCCUGGAGGCAUCCUUUGAGUAUGACAAGGCUGAGAGACUCUACAAGAGCAUUCUCAGAGAGCAUCCCAACUAUGUGGACUGUUACCUGCGACUGGGCUGUAUGUGCAGAGAUAGGGGACAGAUCUACGAGGCUUCUGAUUGGUUCAAGGAGGCUCUGCAGAUCAACCAGGAUCACCCUGAUGCCUGGUCCCUCAUCGGUAACCUACAUAUCGGCAAGCAGGAGUGGGGACCUGGACAGAAGAAGUUUGAACGUAUCCUUCAGAGACCCAAUACAAAAGAUGAUGCCUACUCGCUGAUUGCUCUGGGGAAUGUUUGGCUUCAAACACUGCACCAGCCCAUGAGAGACAAGGAAAAGGAGAAGCGUCACCAGGAUCGAGCUUUGGCCAUGUACAAACAGGUGCUGAGGAAUGAUGGCAGAAACAUCUGGGCAGCCAAUGGCAUAGGAUGUGUUCUUGCCCACAAGGGCUGUAUUAACGAGGGUAGAGACAUCUUUGCCCAGGUGCGUGAGGCGACAGCUGACUUCUGUGAUGUCUGGUUGAACAUCGCCCACAUCUAUGUGGAACAGAAACAGUAUGUUGCUGCUGUACAAAUGUACGAGAACUGUUUAAAGAAGUUUUUCAAAUACAACAACACAGAUGUUAUGAUGUAUUUAGCCAGGGCAUAUUAUCGGGCAGGAAAACUAAAGGAGUGUAAGCAAACACUUCUGAAGGCACGUCAUGUUUCCCCCAGUGACACAGUGGUGCUAUAUAACAUUGCCUUAGUCCAGCAGAAGCUUGCCACAUCCAUCCUCAGUGAUGAGAAGAGUAACCUGAAGGCAGUGUUAGGAGCUGUCAGAGACCUGGAGUUGGCACACAGGUAUUUCUACUACCUUAGCCAGCAUGGGGACAGAAUGAAGUUUGAUUUGGCACAGGCAGCAGCAGAGGCCAAGCAGUGUACUGACCUGCUGAGUCAGGCACAGUACCACUUGUCGCGGGCGCGUAGGAUUGAUGAGCAGGAGCGUGAGGUGAGGCGCAGACAGGAGGAGGAGAGAGAGGCCAUCAAACAGAAACAGAUGGAGAUCCAGAUGGAGAAGCAGAGACAGAAGGAAGAACAGGUGCGACGUGUCAUGGAGCAACGCCAGGUGUAUGUGGAGAAGGCACGUAAGAUCGUCCUGGAACCAGAGCCCGAGGAGAGAUCCCGAAAGUCUGGAAAGAAGAAGAAGAUGGAUGAGGAUGACUUUGUGUCUGAUGGAAGUGGAGACGAGUUACCGCGCAAGAAAAAGAAGCGGCGAGGUGGGAGCGGGUCGGAGGGUGAAGGAGAUGACGAUGGUGGGAGACGGAAAGGCAAGCGUCGAAGGGAUAGGGAAAGCUCCAGAAGGGAACGCAAGGGGAGGAACCCCCGGAAACAGAAGGAGAGCAAGAAGAAGAAGAAGGACGAGGGUGAUGAUGGGCUGACGGCCAAGCAGAGACGUAAGGUCGUGUCUAAGGCUAUCAUCUCCUCCAGUGAGGGCUCAGACUCGGAGGGAGAGGAGAAACUGAAGAUUGCUGGGAGUGGCAGUGAAAGUGAUGGUGGCAGUGGAAAUGAAGCAGUCGGAAAACGACGCAGAAUUGUGUCUUCUGGGAGCGAGAGUGAUGAAGGGAAGAGGAGUGGGAGUGAAGGUCGUAGGAAGCGGUCGAGGUCAGGGUCACGUUCUGGAUCUGGAUCAAGGUCAAGAUCUGGUUCCGGAUCUCGUUCCCGCUCAAGAUCCAAAUCUGGAUCGCGGUCACGGUCUAGAUCCAAAUCUGGAUCGCGAUCACGGUCUAGAUCCAAAUCUGGAUCCCGCUCGCCAUCAGGAUCAAGAUCACGAUCAAGAUCCAAGUCAGGAUCCCGCUCCAAGUCAGGAUCAAGGUCAAGAUCCCGCUCCAAAUCUGGAUCAAGGUCAAGAUCCCGCUCCAAAUCUGGAUCAAGGUCAAGAUCCCGCUCCAAAUCUGGAUCCAGAUCAAGGUCACGCUCCAAAUCUGGAUCACGGUCAAGGUCGAGAUCUAAAUCUGGGUCUCGGUCUCGAUCACGGUCUAAGUCCAGAUCUAAGUCCAGAUCUCGGUCCCGAUCAGGCUCUAGAUCUGGGUCAGGCAAUGAAGGACAGGGGUCUGAUAGGGGCAAAUCUGGAGAUGAGGGGGGCAAGUCUGGGGCAGAGGACAGCGACUGAUGGGAUAACAGCGAUGGGCUGAUAAAGAGAGGAGGGGGACAAACGGGGGACUGUAACUUCUGUGUUACAGUGUACUCUGGAAAUUGAUGAUGUGUACUAGUGUACAGAAGGCAAUGGCUUUUGGUUUCUAUCACCAAUAUCAUACAGAUUCUCGUAAUUUAGCCAAAAGCAGUGAAUUAGCCAGAAGUAGUGAUUGUUUAAGCCAACUGUGAGUUAUUAGAAUAUGAUGUCAUAUCUAAAGCUAUCUUGCAUGUCAACCCAUCCGUACACAGUUUCAUUUUUUCUGUACCUUACCACAUUUAACCAUUUAUAAGUCUCCCUUGUCUUGUGAACAUAUAUUUGAAUAUAAACAUUCAUUCAGAACAUUGGUACAAAAAUGUUUUUCUUUGAAGAAGGAGUUUUGUUUUAUUUUUGUUUUGCUUUGCCAUUAACUUGGCACUGUAAAUAAGUUUGCAUGUUAUACGAGCAAUGUGUGGUGGUUUCUGACAAUGAGGCUGCAAAAACAUGAUUUUCAGUGUACAUUUAAUGUAUCAUGAUGUUAUAUGCUUAUUAUAAAAAAAAAGUUUUGUAUCUAUUUCGAAAUAGUGGCCUCCGUUGCCGAAGGGGCUAGCAGGCAAUGACCCAGGAGCCUCCCGGCAAUGCUGUUGCUGUGAGUCCAGCUCAUGCUGGCCUCCUCUCCGGCUGUACUUGGGAAGGUCUGCCAGCAACACCAAUCAAAUAAAUAAAUACAUUUUGAAAUCAUUUGGGUGAAAAAAAAAUAUUGUCAAUUUAUGUCAGCAUAGAGAGUUUCAAGUCCAGAUCUGUGUGUUAGAGACAGAGAAGUCACAUUUCAGAACUUCAUGAACUCAACCAGUUUUUCCUAUGUAUAUUAAGUCCCUGUGUGUGUAAGCUAAAUUUUCAGAUGUAUAUAACAAAAGCAGUUUUAUUGGUAGUAUAUGAAAAUUAUAUUUGAAUAAAGGAAAAUAAACUUGGUCUGUUUGGUUUAUUUCUGUUCUUGUAAGCAAACUCUCAAAUAAAGAAUUUAUGGACUUUCUAUGGGUUUGUUUUUGCCUUUUGUUUGGUUUCGUUUUUUGUUUGUUUUCGGAUUCCCCAAUUCCCAAUCUGGAAGUAUUUUCCCAUACACAUGCAAAUGGAGUUCUCAGACCCACGUGACCUCGAAAAAGGCUUCACCCGACACGACUGUCGCAUUGAGCUGAGUUGAGCUUUAAGCUUUCGCGUAUGCUAAUCUUAACGUUUGCAUACCACUUGUCUUCCGCCAAAUUCAUGAUAUGCAUCCUU